CCUGCUUAUAUUUCAGACUCAAAAUGGGUCGCAGGCCUGCUAGAUGUUAUCGUUAUUGCAAGAACAAGCCAUACCCCAAGUCUAGGUUUAACAGGGGUGUGCCCGAUCCUAAGAUCCGUAUCUUCGAUCUUGGACGUAAGAAGGCUGGAGUUGAUGAGUUCCCUCUGUCCGUUCACUUGGUUUCUGACGAGCUGGAACAGCUGUCCUCCGAAGCUAUGGAGGCUGCUAGGAUUUGCUGCAACAAGUAUCUUGUGAAGAACUGCGGAAAGGACAUGUUCCACAUUAGGGUUCGAGUCCAUCCCUUCCACGUUCUCCGAAUUAACAAAAUGUUGUCGUGCGCUGGAGCUGAUAGGCUCCAGACCGGGAUGAGAGGAGCUUUCGGUAAGGCUCACGGUACCGUUGCUAGGGUUGCCAUUGGUCAAAUCCUUCUGUCUGUCCGUUCCACUGAUAAGCACAAGGAUGCCGUUGUCGAAGCCCUUCGUAGAUCCAAGUUCAAGUUCCCCGGACGUCAAAAGAUUUACAUCAGCAAGAAGUGGGGCUUCACCAAGUGGGACAGGUGUGAUUACGAUCAGAUGAAGGCUGACGGAAGGAUCAUCAACGAUGGUGUGAACGUUAAGUAUCUACCUGAACACGGACCCCUCGCUGCCUGGUGCAAGGUUCAGGCCUCCCUCGCCGGUGUUUAAAUCUCCAGGUGUACCUGGGAGCAGGAGAUCCUCUAACAUCUGGGAUAUAUACCUAGCUACUGCUGCUUGUUUAUCUUUAACGAUAGAAUAAAAACUUUACAAAAUUU
Molecule: messenger RNA, 790 nt
Organism: Eurytemora carolleeae
Lineage: Eukaryota; Metazoa; Arthropoda; Copepoda; Calanoida; Temoridae
Gene: RpL10
Product: 60S ribosomal protein L10
Exons: 8
Coding region: 24-683 (219 amino acids)
Biological process (GO): ribosomal large subunit assembly; translation
Cellular component (GO): ribosome; cytosolic large ribosomal subunit
Molecular function (GO): structural constituent of ribosome
Source: RefSeq, a predicted model, not a curated record